UUAUGCCUACCACUCCUAUCUCAGUAACAGUGCCUACAAUACUAAGAGACUGGUUGCAUCAGAAGCAGAGCUGGAAAGCCAUCUUUGCUAGCUGCUGAGAGUGAGAGAAACAGCUGAACCUUAGGAGAUCCACAGACUGUCUGACAGAAAACAAUGUCAGCCCCAGUUCCCACCCAAGGUGCCGGAGGUUCCACAAUUUCCGGGGCAGGAGGGCCUCCACCCCCCACCAAUGUGACCAGUAAUAGAAGACUGCAACAGACACAAGCUCAGGUCGAUGAGGUGGUGGACAUCAUGCGAGUGAAUGUAGACAAGGUUCUAGAAAGAGACCAAAAGCUUUCAGAGCUUGACAACCGGGCAGAUGCAUUACAAGCUGGUGCCUCACAGUUUGAAACUAGUGCAGCUAAAUUGAAGAGAAAAUACUGGUGGAAAAACUGCAAGAUGAUGAUCAUCCUUGGUGUAGUAUGUGCAGUCAUUCUUAUUGUAAUUAUAAUUUAUUUCUGCACUUGAAAAGGCAACGAGGGGAAGGCUUGGCAUGGCUUGGUUCAUCUUUUCUGAUCUCUUAUUGAACUCUGCUUUUUAAUUCCUGGUGUCUUGGGAAUUUUGCCUGUUAUAAUCCGUAAGCAUUCAGUGUAGUGUGUUUGGUAUUAUACUGUUUCCACAUGAAACUGUACCAGCUAAAUACUGCCAAGUAAUUCCAUGUGUUGUCUUAUCAUUGUGUCUUAAAAUGCGUCCACAAUGACCUUCAGAAACUGUAAUAUAUGAAAAGCAUCCUACACUUUUCAGAAUCAUAAGAGAACAGUUAUAGGGAAAGUCCUUACUUUAAAAGGACACUGUCAUGUAGUUUAGGCCCAAAAUUAAGAUUUUUAUUAAAUAGUAGGGCCAAAAACGUCAAACUUGACGGCCUAAAUUAGGCUUCAAAAUCCAUAUCUAAACACACAAAUAAAUGUGGCCUGAUUCAUCUAGAGCACCUGCUAAUUCUGUUUUCGUCAAUGGGAGCUGCAGAUGUUUAAUGAAUCUGAAUGUCAAAUUAUUUGUAUUUAGGUGUCUAAAUAUGGACUCUGGAGCCUAAUUUUAGGCACCCAGGUUUGAAACUAUUUGGUCUAGGUUUUGUACAACUAUAGGAAUGCUUUCCUGGAUUUAAACUUUCCAUUUGGUUGUUUCCUAUACAAACCCUGUGGCAGCAUGGUAGUGUAUGAGAACCAGAAGGAGAACUGGAUGAGAAGCAAGAAUGACACUGACAAGAAAACAAUCAUAAAUAACCAAAAAAAAAAACCUUAGAUUGUUAAUAAGCCAAGAUGGCAGCCCUCAGAUUUAUGGUUAAUGUAUGGCACUUGAACCCCAGUUUUCCAAACACUUAUGCCCAUGUUUAACUUUAAGCACAUGAGUAAUCUUACUGAAGUUAGGAGGCUCUGCACAGUUACAGGGAUAUGCCCAUAUGCAUCAAUUUGCAGGAUUGGGGUGCCUUUUUUCAUGGAAUCUCACCAAAUGAACCAUUUGAAAAUCAAUCAGUGGGAGAUUGUGGGUGCGAAUUGUGGCAGGGAGGACCCAUGAAAGAACAGUUCUUUUAUAAAGUGGGCCAUGGAAUGAAAAUGUCACAGAACUGCUGAUCUGAGGCAUUGUUAUUAGUAACACAAGUAAGGCAAUCUAUACAAUCUUAAACUGACAGCAUCCCCUUUUUAAAAGGGCUCUGUUGAGAUAUUUUUUAUACUUUUUUAAAACUCACUGUUUAUAUUCUCAAAAAAAAAAAGGACUUGUGGCACCUUAGAGACUAACCAAUUUAUUUGAGCAUAAGCUUUCAUGAGCUACAGCUCACUUCAUCGGAUGCAUGAGCUGUAGCUCACGAAAGCUUAUGCUCAAAAAAAAUGUGUUAGUCUCUAAGGUGCCACAAGUCCUCCUUUUCUUUUUGCGAAUACAGACUAACACGGCUGCUACUCUGAAACCUGUUUAUAUUCUGUUUACAGUGGCCCUUGUUGCUUAUGGAAGUUUGAAACUGAAAUAGAUUUUCAUUUCAAAUUUUUUCCCAUUGUCCACACACACACACACACUGGUCUGUUGUUAUAGGGGUGCUCACAAGCAGUGAGCUUCUGGCUUUGUAUUAGGAUUUUUUAAGCACUGAAUAAUUUGUUUAGAAGAGGGAGGGAUUACUAUCCAGAGAGAAUGAUAUUGGUUUUUGUUUUCAAACAAAUGUAACAAAUACAAAUAAAGAUGUGUCAAAUUUGGAGCCUAAUGAUCCUGACAGGAUCCACGUAGAGUGAUAAUUGAUAACUUUUCCUCAGGAUUUUGAAAGGGUAAUUGUUGGCAUAAAUACCAGAAGAAGUAUUUGGUUUUUGGUUUUUGUCUUUGGCUGCCAUAGACAAAAUUUGUAAAUGUAUCGAUACACCUGUAAAUAUUUUCAUUGUAAACCAUCAUUAAAUAUGGUGUUAGAGAAAACUCAAAACAGACAGUUAAGCCAAUCAGUAUAUAUACACUAAUGUGACAUUGUAAUGGACGUUCAUACAAAUUGUGCUUAAGCAGAAUUCUGAAGAGAAAAUAAGCAAUGGCUAGUUGAAAGGCUCUAGUUACUUUAUUUUUUGCUGUCUAUUUAUUGCUUUAUUUUUACAUGUUCCAUAUGACAGAGAAAUAGCAGAUCCCCCCAGCCUUAAUGAAAUGGAAAUGUCAUUUUGAAAGCUACUAACGUAUUACUGGGCUUAAUGAUAUGUCCUGCUUACUUCAAUCUUGUGAGGGAAUAAAUGCACAAACUCCAAAAGCUCAUUGACUAGGGAUAGAACGUUUGUUUACUCUAAAGUAAUUAAGGGCCUGAUCUUGUGAGGUGCUGAGUGCCAUUCCCAUUGACUUGGCAGCCUGCAGGAUAGGGGACUUGCAGAAAAAGGCUAAGCAGUCCAACUUGAAAACUUUUUUUAACCAGCAAAACAAUUGUCUGGCUCUUGUAAAAAAAUAACUGCCACUCUAACAUUUAGUAGUACAUUACUCCCUAUGUAAACUGAUUUAUUUCCAUGAGACUGCUAAAAGCUUGUAUAGAGGAGGGAAAUUUGCACUAAUGUAAUUAUGUCUAUGUAGCUAUACGAGCAAAAACCGCUAAUGCGGCCACACUGCCUUGGUGCAAAACAUGGCUUGCACUGGUGCAGAACAUCUACACUGAGAGUAACUAAAUAGGGGCAACCCCCCAUCCUGAAUACACAGGUCUAAAUUACUGCUCACUCUGAGUAAAGAUAGCAGAAUUAGCCUCUCUAGGUUCUCAGUUAGGGGUACUCAUACCCUGGAGAACGCAGAGGUCUUCCCUGGGGUACAUCAGUUCAUCUAGAUAUUUGCCUAGUUUUACAGCAGGCUAUAUUAAAAGCACUUGUGAUGUCAGUACAAUCUAAAAUUUCAUAUGCACACUGACUUGUUUAUACUGCUCUCUAUAUAAGGCUAUGAUUUUGGUAUGAGUAUUUUUAUUAAAAGUCAUGGACGGGAUGCAGGCAAUAAAUAAAAUCACAGAAACGUACACAGAGCUGGUGUUUGGGGAUAGCAAGCAGGGCAACUGCCCAGGGCCCCUUGCCAUGGGGGCCUUGCAAAGCUAAAUUAUGGGCAGCAGGCCUCGAGCUUUGGCUUCACAAGUGAAAAACAGGCUCACGUGUCACUCUGAAAUGUAAGUACAAUAUUUAUAUCUCAAUCGAUAUAUUUUAUAAUUAUAUGGUAAAAAUGAGAAGGUAACAAUUUUCCAGUAAUAGCGUGGCAGUGACAUUUCUGAAUUUUUAUGUCUGAUUCUGUAAGCAAGUAGUUUUUAAGUGAGGUGAAACUUGGGGUAUGCAAGACAAAUCAGCCUCCUGAAAGGGGUAUUGUAGCCUGGAAAGGUUGAGAACCACUACUCUAGGGAAAGCUGUAAAUCUAAAGGUUAACAAAUCCCAGCUAGGGACAUUGCGGAUGAUACUAAACUGGGAGGAGUGGUAGAUACGCUGGAGGGCAGGGAUAGGAUACAGAGGAACCUAGACAAAUUGGAGGAUUGGGCCAAAAGAAAUCUGAUGAGGUUCAAUAAGGAUAAGUGCAGGGUCCUGCACUUAGGACGGAAGAACCCAAUGCACAGCUACAGACUAGGGACCGAAUGGCUAGGCAGCAGUUCUGCGGAAAAGGACCUAGGGGUGACAGUGGACGAGAAGCUGGAUAUGAGUCAUCAGUAUGCCCUUGUUGCCAAGAAGGCCAAUGGCAUUUUGGGAUGUAUAAGUAGGGGCAUAGCGAGCAGAUCGAGGGACGUGAUCAUCCCCCUCUAUUCGACAUUGGUGAGGCCUCAUCUGGAGUACUGUGUCCAGUUUUGGGCCCCACACUACAAGAAGGAUGUGGAUAAAUUGGAAAGAGUCCAGCGAAGGGCAACAAAAAUGAUUAGGGGUCUGGAACACAUGAGUUAUGAGGAGAGGCUGAGGGAACUGGGAUUGUUUAGUCUGCAGAAGAGAAGAAUGAGGGGGGAUUUGAUAGCUGCUUUCAACUACCUGAGAGGUGGUUCCAGAGAGGAUGGUUCUAUGCUAUUCUCAGUGGUAGAAGAGGACAGGACAAGGAGUAAUGGUCUCAAGUUGCAGUGGGGGAGGUUUAGGUUGGAUAUUAGGAAAAACUUUUUCACUAGGAGGGUGGUGAAACACUGGAAUGCGUUACCUAGGGAGGUGGUAGAAUCUCCUUCCUUAGAAGUUUUUAAGGUCAGGCUUGACAAAGCCCUGGCUGGGAUGAUUUAAUUGGGGAUUGGUCCUGCUUUGAGCAGGGGGUUGGACUAGAUGACCUCCUGAGGUCCCUUCCAACCCUGAUAUUCUAUGAUUCUAUGACAGAACCAAAGUAGGAAUUUUAGGGGAGGGUGGAGAAGGGGAGCUGGGUAGCUCAGGCACAUUGUAAGAUCCCACUAGAAAAUCCUGACUGACUUGUAUUUCCAGGAUUGCAGAAUGUGCACUUGCUCUCCCUUUGGGCCUUGUGUGGAGGGACCUGUGUCUCCUAAGUAGUGUACUGUAAUGUAUACUACUUAGGAGAUACAUUACAGUAUCCAUUACUUAGGCUACAUCUCUGAGGAGAUACAUUGCUUGCUAGAGCUCAGAGCUUAUCUACAAGGGGAGAAAUUAACCAGUUUAGCUAUUUUGGAAUGACAUCUAUAGCUAUUCACAUAUAAAUGAGCUAUUCUGGAAUAACGCCCCCCAGGUAGACCAUCUGUUCCAGAAGAAAAGUGAUUUAUUCCAAAAUAAUUACUUAGCUUUGAAAGUGGAGUAAUUAUUCUGGAAUAAAGUCAUUUUUUAUUUUGGAUUAGAGUGAACCCCUGGGCAGAUACUCUGGAAUAACUAUGCCGAUCAGUUUCCUCACAUGGAGAAGCCCUCAGCAAAUAAUUCACAGUGAACAGUUUAUCCACAAAAUGUCUCUUCUUGUGUCUUGCAAAAUGCCUGCAAACAGUUAAAAAUGUCCUCACCUUUGGUAAUUAAAUAUAUUAAAUGAAUGUUUUUAACUCUAUGGAUUCAUCAUGAAUAAGUCACUUGUGACUAUUUGACCCUUGCUAUUUGUGCUGUACUGGCUACUUGUGAUUGGUAAGAUAAGUCACACAGUAAUGUUUCUAUUCCAUGACUGGAUGAGUGAGCAAGCACCUCCUUCCCUGCCCAGCUCAUCUUCACAGCUUACAGAAAGGAACUGCUGAAUGGCUUCCAAAUGGGGGGAUGAAGUUGCUCAGUCAGUGGUAACAUAGAAUUGUGCAAUGCUAUAUUCUUCUGCAUUGUGGAACCCUGUAGCUGUAGAAUGGUGCAGGUUACAAUCUAUGGAGCUGUAAAACAGAAAACCCACCGCACCCACCAAAUCGCAGUUGCACAUCUCAUUAGUGUUGGAGCCAUGAUUUAUUUAUUUUUUCUACUCACCAUGUCUUUAAAAAAAAGGAAAUUUAAAUUUAAAAUAUAAGUCAACCCAGAACUACAGCUGCCUAUGUGAACGUCCAAUAAGUGUUAUGUAUGAGCAAGGAUGAAUUAUUGCUGGUUAGAGUGUAAAGGGCCCAGUUAUGAUUGCUCUAGCACGGUGGUUCUCAAAGUUUUGUACUGGUGACCCCUUUCACAUAGCAAGCCUCUGAGUGUGACCCCCCCCUUUAUAAAUUAAAAACACUUUUUAAAUAUAUUUAAAACCAUUAUAAAUGCUGGAGGCAAAGCGGGGUUUGGGAUGGAGGCUUACAGCUCUCGACCCCCCCCCCCCGUGUAAUAACCUCGCAACCUCCAGUUUGAGAACCCCUGCUCUAGCACAUAUGUGCAUGGGUGGGGCUGGUAAAAGGAUUCACGGGGAGCUUCUCCCCCAACCACACCCCAGCAAUUCCACAUAGGAGGCAGCCAUAAUUUGGCUGUUUGUGAAGGCCACCGCCUUGGGGAUUGAACUGGUGACCUCCAGUUCUGAAUGCAUCCGAUGAAGUGAGCUGUAGCUCACGAAAGCUUAUGCUCAAAUAAAUUUGUUAAUCUCUAAGGUGCCACAAGUCCUCCUUUUCUUUUUACGGAUACAGACCAACACGGCUGCUACUCUGAGUUCUGAAAGUAUGAGUCUGUACAGUUUGAGCUAAAGAGUCAGGCUCUGUAACCGACCAUUGUACCAAACCCUCACCUUCUGGGGGUCAGGCAGAGGGGGACUUGUAACACAUGCUGACCCUGACCAUUGGAUUACACAUACUCAACACGGAAGAGCAACUGGCACUGUUAGCAGGGUACACCACACCAAAGGGAGGGUGGCUGGAGAGGGGUGUAUCCAGGGACCCUUCCCUUACUACCGUGCACCUGUUACAGCAGCUCUGUCCCUAUUCCAUAGCUGUUACAGGGGGUGCCAUUGAGGCUGUUCCAGUUACUACCCCAGCGGUAGUAUUUGCUCCUGUUCUGCACAGACAUAAUAUUUCCAAGGAUCCCUGCUUGGACAUUUCACUUUCUCCCCUUCUAACACAGCUCACCUUGCAUUAUUUUGGCACUAAAAUAUAAUAUAUAGUAUGUAAAAUGUGAGUGAUUUAACAUUGCACUGGGAACCCAAAUCUUUGCACUUCCUCACUUGUCUAUCUAAAUAUGUUGCUGUAACAUCAGUGUCUUCACUUAAUAAUAUUAGGCAAGGGUACUUUCAACACAUUGUAAGUGGCAUAAUUAAAAAAAUCUUGUAAAGAUCCUAACUAUAGCCCUGGCCCCAUAGGACUAAGACCUAUUUAAAGACACUGUUUAAUCAUUUUUAAAACCAGCAUUUUUAAUUCCUUGGGAUCUUGUAUAACGUUAAUCCUAUAGCAGUUCAAGGCUGAUGAGGUCUUUUCUAAGCAUGCAGAGCUCUUGGCACUUUUUUUCUUUUUUUAAACCGAGGUCUGGAAUGAGUGAUUAAAAUACCUACAAUGAGUGAACAACACUGUAAUAAUUACAGUAGGAAAGAAAUAUAAAAAUUAAAGUCCAGUACAUGUCUAGCUUGACAGCCAGGGAAAUUCCCACAAACCUAUCAGCAGUCCAGCUCUGUCCUCAAGAUGUCCAUCACUUGCAUGAUAGAAUUUGUAUUGAGCUCAAAUUGCAAUUUCUUUUUUCAGUGCCAUCAUUUUAGGGCAAGAUUGUGGUGUUAAGCCGCUGUCCUUAUUUGGGUGACAGGUAAGUAGGGGCUAUGAAAUGGUGAUCUUUCCCAGAAGUAUGUCUGCUAUGGCAGGCAGAAAGCCUCCAGAAACUCUUUGGAAAUAUUGGCUUCAGUGGCCCCUUCUUCACCCUUUUACAGGGUGAAUUGGCCUCUGUUCCACCCACGUGCUAACCUAGUGCUUCUAAUCAAUGAGAGAGGUGUGUGCGUAAAGCCCCACCCUCUUCCUUACUCCCCUCUUUGAGAAUCUAGGUCCACCCUCUGCAUUAGGAGCUCUAUCUUACCAGUUGCUAGGCACACUGGCUCUAUCCAAUAUUAAGCCUGUGAUUCCACAUGUCCUUGUGCACAGCCAUUUCUCCUAUCACCUGUACAGAGGUAUAGGGCUUUAAUCCAACGCCCAUUGAAGUCAGUGGAAAAAUUCCCACUGAGUUUACUAGCCAUUGGAUCAGGCCAUACAGAGGAAGUGGAAGCUCUUUGUACUUUCCCUCCCUUUGUCACCACACAGAACUGGGCACAGUGCAACACUAACUGUAUUCAAUUUAAAAGCCAAUAGUUUAACUAGCUCUGUACAGAAAAAUAAUUGUCAGUAUUCUUCAAAGACUGUUCCCUACAUAGGCACUGCACUAGAAUUUGUAAAGGAACAAACCAACAACACUCAGAAAUCAUUCUUUCCUCCAAAUUGCCUUUCCCAGAAACACUUCCCGUUCCAUUUCAAGAAAGGUUCUUUCUACAACUAAUUUCCUGUCUAUAAUUCAUGAAAGCAGUUCUUCGCUGGUGCACUUAGUGGCUUUCUUUCUCAGCUGUGGACCUGUGGACUCCCUACCUUAAACACACACAGAUCUAAGCCUCCCAAGGAGCUUAUUUCUUUUUCUGUUGUGUUAACGUUGAAAAGCUACAUCUUACAAUAAAAUGGAAAACCUAAAAAAAAGGUUGCAGUCUAGUUACAUGCAGUUUUGCUGGAGUAGACACUUGGUUAUUCAACAAUGAGUCACUUCUGCAGUAACCUCAUUCUGUCAUGACUUUAUCACAUGCACUUGCUCGCAAAAGCAACAAAGCCAAAUGCUGCACUCUUUUAAAAAAUGAAAACAUUCUCAUGGCUAAUUCAUGAUUCUCAAGUAAAAUAAUGAAGCCUUUGUAGGUUCAAUAAGUGUAACCGAGUAAUGAGGCCUUCAAAGGAAAAACACUUCAGAGGAUAUUAAAAAUAAUUAUGAAAAAGUCUGCUCACCCUUUAGCUUUUACCCCAUUUUCCUGCUUCCCUGCUACCCACGCUCCCCAUUAGGAUAACCACAUGUCCUGAUUUUAGGAGCUUUGUCUUAUCUAGGACCCUAUUAUCCCCACAUAGAACCCUAUUACCCCCCACCUUGUCCCAAUUUUUCACACUUGCUAUCUGGCCACCCUAACCCAAAUACUCUUCGUUCCCCAUCUUCUUCAAAAGGCAACAAAGGUCGUUCAAAUUUCUGCUUUUGGAGCAUAUUGUGUAGGGGCAGAUUUGCAAGAGUGUGUUGGCCUAGCUUCACUCCCAUUGCACAGGAGUUCCCUGAAUGGUUUUUUCACCAUUCACUUCAGUGAAUGCAGGGUUGGGCCCACGCAGAACCCUUUAGAAAACUCCACCCAUAAUGCCUUCAAGUCUUCAAACUGGUUUCUUAUUGGUCCUAGGAGUGGGAUAAAGGGCAGAAUAUGGUCCUGCACCUUUAUUUGACAGGGAAAAAUGGAACAGGCAUGAUGCUCCCUGUGGACUGAUGGUUAUCCAGCCACUUUUUUUAAACCAUUCAACACAUCUUGAAUUGUUACAUGGUCAUUUUAAUUGACCUUUUAGUGCCUCAAAUAGCAGACCAAUCAUCAACAUUGACAGAAGAGGGAGUAAACCGCACAAUGAUGGCACAGUAAUGAUAGCACAAUAAGGGCAAGGUACUAAAUUAGGACGAGCUGUGAACGUCAUUGACAUGAGUAAAAUAAAGCAAGUGGAAUUAAAAAAUACUGAAGGUUAUUGAAUGAUUUUGUAGCUGACUAUACAUCAGUGCACCUCACCUACAUAAAUACAGGGUUCUUGCUACAUGAUUUAAGUCUGAGUCACAUAAAAUGGUUUGAUGUAUAAUAUAGUGGGCACCAUUUAAAACAGCCAUUAGUGCAAAUAGGAGAUGAAUUUACCUCCUCAGCAUUUGCCAUUUAAAGCAUAGGGAAUAUGACAUAUUGCAGUAAAGUGAAAUAUUGCAGUGUGAUAAUUGUCUUUUUUUUUUAAAGCUACCCAUUUUGUGUCUAGAAAGCGAAGCCAUGCAUGUGCUGUUUGAAUUCCAGCAGUGCCCUAAGUCCCCAAUGAAGAUCAGGGCUCCAUUGUGUUCGGUGCUAUACAAACACAUAUGAAAAGUCUCUGCCUCAAAAAAUUUACAAAACCUUAGUCUGCCAGGAACAGGAAUCUGUUUUAGUUAUAGAAGAAUUAUUUUUUUAACCACUAGGUUAAACAAUGGUUUCUGCUCCACCUUCUACACUUUUUUCCAUUGCUAGUUUAUGCCAAUUUACCUCAAUCAAUCCAUAGACCAAAGUUGGGGGAGGGGAUGCUGAUGGAGGAGAGUGGGAAAAAAGUGCCUAGAAUUAAUUAAUACCCCCAACAUGUAUAUAUGAUCCCUUGUUUUCUAUCAUGUGUGGUGAAAAGAACUUGAAAGAGUUAAGAGCCUGUAAUAUUUUAAUCCAUCUUCUGAAGUUAGUUUUGUCAGCCAAUAAAUUGCAUGUUUUUCUAAAAGAGAAACCAGUAACAACACCUGAUGUAAUCUUCUGUCUAUGAUCAAUAGGAUAUCUUGGAUUUAACGGACCCAGGAAUUUACAGAUUCACAGCAUGUCAUUGCUUCCGGUGUUUUGGCUAUUAAUUAUAGUAUUGAUCUGAAAGGAUACAGCAGUUUUUUUCAUUUGUCACUGUAUUGUUGGCUUGGUCUGAGGGUUUAGCUGUAGGCUGUUAUUAAGAUGGUCCUGCCAAGUGUACAGGGAGACACUAUGAUAUUUCAAAUAAUUAAGUACAGACUUGUAUGGUGUUCUAGGGAAAUUCAGGGUUCAAGGUAGAGACAUAAGCAUAGUGAGUUUACAUUUAGCUGUUGUUUUUUUUAAACCAAAGGUCUGUUAUGAAAGAGCUUGGUAGGCAUAAAAAAAAAUCCAAAUAUUUAGUUUCAAAACCCUAUGUGUUUAUGAAAAACAUAUUGCUGUAGUAAGACAGAUAUGAUAAGCCUGACAUGUUCUUGUAUGAGUUCUCUUCCUCCCCCCACACUUCCCCAAUAAAUAAGAGGAUUAAAAAUAACAAAGAAAAUAUGGAAGUGCCUGAGAAAUCAGCACAAAUUUGCAUAAUAAAAAUCUGACUCAUAUUUUGGGAUGACAAUUCCUGUGAUGCCACCAAUUGAUUUUCAAAAUGAACCACACCCACACAGGAAUAUUUUGUCUAGAAAAUUAUCUUAAGAAUUUUGCCUUACUGAAAGGAUAGAGCCUAACACCUGUCAUUUAACCUGUGACUUGAACAAUCCUCUUAUCUGUGGCAAAAAGAUUUCCCAAGAGAAAGCAAUCAAUUCCGUAGAAUCUAAGCUUUUGUUUAACAAUACACUAAGUCUUUAGCCUUUGUGGUCAUAAAAAUCACUUUCCAGAUAAGAAAGAGCAGAUGUAGAGGGGCUGUGCUGCAAGCUGUCCCCAACCCUUGCUUAGGUUGAUAACAAUGAAUUUAUAAUAAACUCCCUUUUUUUUUCCCCUUUAGAAUUAGUGUCUGUUGUAUUUGGUAUAGUGUAUACAAAACUACCCAGGUUUAAUGCAGUGUUCAUCAAGAAAGCAAACUUUAUGGCCAGCUAAAUAGUAUUAUUUGAUGCUUUUCAUUUAUGAUCAAAUGUAUAUAGAAGACCCAAUCCUGCAAGGUGGGGAACAUCACCUGACCAUCUUUCUGCACCCAUUGAGUUCAGGGUGACUAGAGGACUCAUUAGUUCAUAGACAGGUCCAGAAUGAGCCACACAGAAGAUCUGAUUGAGAAAAGUACCCCUGUUCAGGAAAGCACUUAAGUAUGUGCUGAAAAUUAAGCACAUGUUUAAGUGCUUGCCUGGAUCAAGGUGAGAAGGACGUAUGUGUACAAUGGAGUUUAAACAAAAUAAUUCAUUAUGAAUUGCAUUGUGCUAUUGUACACCUACUUCAAUAGCACCCAACCCUAUAUUAGCUGAAUGCUAAUAAUCACAAAGAAUUUGUUUCCAUAUUAAUAAAUGUUGUUCCCCACCUAAUCCAUCAACCUCAUGUGAGAUAGAAUCCCAUAGUCCCUGUAAUCUUGGCAGGACAGAAAGAAUAUUGCCUAUUACAUUGCAACUGAACAGAUUGCUAAUGUAACUUUCUUAACCACUUAAAACUGAUUUAUUCUACAGCCUCUGUGAUAUGCUUUUCCUGUUAUAGUUAUUUUUCCUUGUUCCCACUGACUUACUGGUGAGUAAUUUACAUGACCACUUACCAAUGUAAUGUUUGAUUUGGCCCAUAGUAUUUUUCAUCUGUGAAAUAUAUCAUCUCACACCAAUACUGUGUGUGUUAUGUAUUGAAAAUGUGCAGCUUUUUCUGUUAGACUACCAUUCUAAAAGUGCAAAAGAAAAGAAGGCAGCAGUGCUGUUUGGAAAAUGUUUCUGUUCAAUGCCAACAUAGGGCCAACUUCUGUAGUGCACUGUGGCCCCUUUGCACCACUCCAGCAUACAAAGGGACGCAUAAAAAGCGUGAACCUAUUACCCAGGGAAUACCUGCAACAGGUCUAGUGCAAGGGGAAUGCCAGGAAUAUGCCAGCAGUGUAAUGGAUAUGGUCGGAGCAUGCUAUACUUUGGCUAGUCUCAUUUGCUAUAACAGCCUCUAUUUCAAGCCAUUACAAUUUAGAGCAGCCUUAAAUGGUGUCAGUGGUCUCCAGUACCUGGCCUAUUGUUGCAAUUAUUUUCCUUUUUUGUAUUUUUUAAGCUUGUCACCACAUCUGAAUAGUUUAGAGUAGUUUUGCCCUGCUGAAUCAUAAAGGCUCAGUGUAGACACUGGUGUCCCUGCAAUAUAUAUCCUGCAUUUCAAGUUGAACGCUAUUAGCACCAAAGUCCAGUCAUCUUUGCACAGGAAAUAUUUAUCAUCUCCUUCCCCACAUCCUCCCCUAGAGAUACUAAGGGAAAUUUCAGAAUAGAAAUAUUACAUGAUAAAUUAAGCUCAAGUCUCUCUUUCUGGAUGAUCAGAAGAGAAAGAAAUAGGCUUUGUAUUUUAGACAGGUAAUGAAAAAGUUAAUGUGUCUCUUACCAUCCAGCUUCUCUAUAAAUGUUCCAGUUUUUCUAAAAGGUUUUGUUGUAUUGAAUGUUGGGUUUGAUAAAUAAAGAAGCAAUUUCCACUAGACACAGAUUCAUACAGUAAGCCACCCCCCAGUGCUGCCUGUGGGACACUGACUUACCAUAAAGAUCAGGGCUGUCUGUGGCUGAAAAUAUUCCCUGGAAAAGUGUAUAUUCACUUGGCCAAUUCUACCCUUGGAUGUGCUCAAAAAAGCCCUUUGGAUGGCAGUAAAAGCUCCGCAAGCACAUCCAGUGGCCCAUUGUCUUUUCUGUCCCAAUAUUAUGAUCAGAUUAGAGUCAAAUUUGGGGCUGGUGCAAGCAGCUGUAUCCCCACCUACUUCAAAGAAUUUGUACUGACGUCAACAAUUGCUUUGUGUACUAAGUUAUACCUGCUUAGGCCAGGUCUGUCUUUGAACCAAGAUCUCUCUGCACAUGUAGAGUGUGAUCCUUUGCCUUCUAAAGUAAUUGGAGAAGCUCCCAUUUACUUUAGUGGUGAAGGAACAGGACUACAACACCCAUUAAAGUCAAUAGAGGUUUCAUAUGCAUUACAAGCCUGAUCUUGAACUGUUGAGGCUGGUGACAAGACUCCUGUUGAUGCCAGCGAUACUGUAUCAGGAGUGGGAUAGAGCGAAGAAGACUCUUCUUGUAUAGUUUAGUGGUUUGUUUAAGUCACCAAUUCACAGGCCAGCACUCCUUAAACACAGCUGAAAAGUAAUAGGAGAUUAAAAACACCUUUCUAUCUCUCCCCACUUAAUCCAUAGAGUGCUGUUUUCCCUAACUAGUAGAAUAACAGAAAUAAGCAUUCAGUUGCCAUGUCUACGAGAAACUGGUGCCUAAACUCCAGACCUAACCUUUAACUUUAUUUCUUAAAGGCCCCCACAGUAAUGUUAAUUCUUUUGUACUGCAGGUCAGAAAGGAUCUCUGUGCUCUGAGUGGCAUCACUUACUUUGUAUACUCUACUGUACUGAGCAAACAAUUGUUUGUGCCGCUAAGAAACAUUCAUCAUGUCUUAUCAUAGCUAUUUUGAAAAACUGUUGUAGAGACCAGUAAUUUUUCUCCGAUUGCUUUAACUGUAGGUCAGUGAAACUCCAUUUCUGACUGAGAAAUUAUGCAUGCAGACACUUUUGUUUAUUUUGUUUUGGAUGCUAAAUUAGUGAUAUCGUUUACAAAGUUUGAUAUGACUACUUUUUGUGUAUAGUGAUUUUUGAAGUGGUAAAUAUAUUUUCCAAGAGUACUGUAUACAUUUGUAACAUGUAGGUUUGUGCCAAUAAAUUUUUGUUUAAGA
Molecule: messenger RNA, 14121 nt
Organism: Caretta caretta (loggerhead turtle)
Lineage: Eukaryota; Metazoa; Chordata; Testudines; Cheloniidae
Product: vesicle-associated membrane protein 1-like
Biological process (GO): vesicle-mediated transport
Cellular component (GO): membrane
Source: RefSeq, a predicted model, not a curated record